Microbotryum saponariae is the source of this 1118-nucleotide messenger RNA. Lineage: Eukaryota; Fungi; Basidiomycota; Microbotryomycetes; Microbotryales; Microbotryaceae. The record is from the annotation of a GenBank genome assembly.
AUGGCCACCUCCACCUCCUCGACGCACCAAGCGUUCGCCGACCACCUCGUAGCUCGAAUCCACUCGGACGUGGACUUUCUCCGCUCGCAAGGCCUGUUGAACGCUCACGACGCCGAGGCGAUCAAGGCCAAGCUGCCGCCUAGUGUCCACGGGGUGGGAUCGGGUGGUGUAGAGCGCUUCAACGGACAGCUAGGAGGUUUGGACUUGAUCGCCGAUCCCAGUGAACGAGGUCAGGCGGGCCAGGGAGGACGGUCGACGGAGCGCGCCACUUGUCGAGCGGUGUGGGAUUAUCCGGCUUCUCAGGUCAGCAGUCGAGCUCACCUUGCUCGGGCUCCCUUAUACCAACCAGUGACGGACAAACUCUCUUCCUCCCACAGCCGGACGAUCUACCUUUCACCAAGGGCCAAAUCAUCGUUCUAGAGUCCGAAUUGAAUCAGGAUUGGUGGCAGGGCUCGAUUGGUUCGUCUUGUCAAACCUCGAUCACAGUCCUUACAUCGGCCGACUGCAGCUGACGAACGACUUUUGGCUUCACACAGACGGGAAAAGGGGGAUCUUCCCUUCGAACGUGAGAUCUUCCAGCUUUGAGCUUGCCGCGAAAGUAUCAAGAGCUGAAACGUGAUGACUUCGUUGCAGCACGUCGAACGCCUCCCUUUCAGCCCCUCAUUCACCACAACGAGCAACCCGAACGGACCGCCACCCCCACCUAGCGCCGAAUUCACUCCCUCCCCUUCCCCAGCACCUUACUACAACCACCAAACCCCCCCACCCCAACCACAGGCUCAACAAUACGCGUAUCAGCAACCGCAGCCUUACGCUGCUUCCUAUGCACCCUCGGGGUCAAACUCGUACCAAUCCGGCCCAUCGCACUACGCCCCUUCAAACAAUUCAUACCUCGACGACAAGCAGCAUUACACCCCUCCACCCCCACCAACAGCAGCUCCAACGCAAGCAAUGGGAACAGCAGCCCCCCAGCCCCCUCCAGUGCCGAAGAAGAGGUUCGGCAAAGUCGGCGGUCAAUUGGGGUCGGCUUUUGUAGGCGGGUUGGGCUUCGGGACGGGGACGGCGGUGGCGGUAAGUCACUUUUUUCUAUCCUUGCGAGGUCUCCUUUCGAGUAGUAA